UAAUACGUAGAAGAUAAGAGAAGAAGUGAGAAUCUAGAGAUAGAGAGAGAGAGAGAGAGCACGAUGACAACUGUUGUUGGAGGGAUUCGCGAAGGGAACUCGGCCAACAACCUGGAGAUCGACAGCCUUGCCCGAUUUGCAGUGGAGGAACACAACAAGAAAUCGAAUUCACUAUUGGAGUUUGGGAAAGUGGUGAACGUGAAGGAGCAAGUUGUUGCUGGAACUGUAUACCAUAUAACACUGGAGGCACUUGACAAGAAGGUUUAUGAAGCCAAGGUCUGGGUCAAGCCAUGGAUGAAUUUCAAGGAGCUCCAAGAAUUCAAGCUUGCAGAUUAAAUCUCUAAUCUAUCUAUCUAUAUUGCAUCUAUUGAAUAAAUAAAACAAAACCCUCUUGCAAUGCUUAUUAUGUAUGUUCAUCCAAUAUGUCAAAUUAUGAAUUUUCUAAAUCAGGAACAUAUUGUA
Molecule: messenger RNA, 462 nt
Organism: Impatiens glandulifera
Lineage: Eukaryota; Viridiplantae; Streptophyta; Magnoliopsida; Ericales; Balsaminaceae
Product: cysteine proteinase inhibitor A-like
Exons: 2
Coding region: 64-336 (90 amino acids)
Molecular function (GO): cysteine-type endopeptidase inhibitor activity
Source: RefSeq, a predicted model, not a curated record